AUUCAAUAUCUAUUUCUCGAAUCAUAACUUCUCUCUUAUAAUUUUCAAUCAAAACUUCAAUUCGAUUUAUUUCUAUAUAAGAUAAGAUGGCUCGAUUCAGAGUGUUUUUGGUGAUGGUUUUGGCCUUGUUUUUGGUUGGAUCCGGUACAGCUCAAUCUCCUUUAGCCGCCCCAGCUCAAUCUCCGGGAAGAUCUGUAUUCCCCCGAGCAUCGCCACCACAGGCGACAGUUUCCGCACCGGUACCGGCACCGGCGAGAUCUGCAGUUCCGACCGUCGCACCAUCUCUGGCUCCAGCUCUCGCUCCUUCUGCGGUUUCACCAGUCGCUUCUCCCCUGGCUUCCCCGCCCGCGCCUCCCGCCAGUUCUCCGGCUGCGUCUCCCUCUGUUUCCGGCGCUAAUCCGCCAUUCAACGCGCAGUCUCCUGCUGGUGCUGCUGCUAACUCUGUUGCCAGAGCUUCCGGCUUGAACAAAGUCGCCCUCGCUGGAUCUGCGGGAUUAGCUUUGUUUGCUGCUUCUUUGCUGUUUUAAGUUCUGUAUAACUUCUAUUCCGAUUCUCACGCUUUGAUUAUUUUGCAGUAUCUGUACUUAUUUUCGUUUUGUUUGGAAAUUAUUCUUCAUAGUUUCUGAUGAUCAGAGUUAGGAUGGACAGAAUAGGUAGGAUAUAAGCAUAAAAUCGUCGUUUCAGAUGUGAUUAUACCUAUAUCUCACAGUGUUCAUUAUUGUUCUCAUUGUCGGUUGUGAUUCUUUUAUUGAUAUACGGAGUACAAUAAUUCUUAUUAUGUGGUCGAACUCUUUGUUCCUAUUUCAUGUAUACUCUGUUAAUUUUCCUGGUUGAUGCCGUUGUGUGAUUUUUUUCAAAAUAGGAGUAAUUAGUUUAAUCACAUGUAAAUACUAUCCUCCUUAUCGCAGCAGUCUCCUUAUCACAUUAGUUUUAACAUGCCAAAUUACACACUAUUCAUGUAUUCUAUUCUACUUUCAC
Molecule: messenger RNA, 978 nt
Organism: Cuscuta epithymum
Lineage: Eukaryota; Viridiplantae; Streptophyta; Magnoliopsida; Solanales; Convolvulaceae
Source: the annotation of a GenBank genome assembly